Protobothrops mucrosquamatus (brown spotted pit viper) is the source of this 618-nucleotide messenger RNA. RefSeq names its product serine rich and transmembrane domain containing 1 (gene SERTM1). Gene Ontology annotation, cellular component: intracellular membrane-bounded organelle. Lineage: Eukaryota; Metazoa; Chordata; Lepidosauria; Squamata; Viperidae. The coding region runs from base 1 to 324 and encodes 107 amino acids. The record is from RefSeq and is a predicted model, not a curated record. The transcript has a single exon.
AUGUCAGAACUCAACUCCACAUCUGGAUUAAUAGCAAAUAUUGAAAAUGGAACUUUUUUGGAACUAUACCCCACCUCUCUCUCAACAUCCAUGGACUUACCUUCCAAUCGCAUGUCAAACGUCUAUGUUUACGUUUCAAUCUUCCUUAGCCUCUUGGCAUUCCUUCUUUUGCUGUUAAUUAUUGCACUUCAGAGAUUGAAAAACAUCAUCUCCUCUAGCCCCUCCUAUCCAGAAUACACCAGUGAUGCUGGGAGUUCCUUUACAAAUUUAGAAGUCUGUAGCAUUUCUUCCCAGAGAUCAGCUUUUUCAAACCUUUCAUCAUGAGAAGCCAAGGAAGGAAAUCUAUUGUGCAUGGAAUAGUCUCUCAGUCCAGAUUAUGAGUGUGGUUGAAAGACUAAGUCAUGCAAGAUUUGAACUGUUAGUCAGAGAAGAGACGAUUUCUGAACUUUCCCACUUGAGAUCACAUAUAGAGCUCCGCCUCUAAUAGUCUUGGAAUUUUGUAGUGUUUUUCUCAGCCGCUUCUGAAGAUAAUGAAAAGUACAUUCUUUCUCACGUCGAUCUGCUUAGUGAUCAUAAGGAGACAUCUGUAUUAUUUUCUCAAUAACAUUAGAAAAACUA